This is a messenger RNA of Dermacentor silvarum, 3744 nucleotides long. Its product is annotated as neprilysin-1. The transcript has 4 exons. Bases 462 to 3278 code for a protein of 938 amino acids. Gene Ontology annotation, biological process: protein processing. The record is from RefSeq and is a predicted model, not a curated record. Gene Ontology annotation, molecular function: metalloendopeptidase activity. Gene Ontology annotation, cellular component: plasma membrane. Lineage: Eukaryota; Metazoa; Arthropoda; Arachnida; Ixodida; Ixodidae.
UAAGAAAUGAGACGUAUUUUCUCGAAUGCAGUCGAUGAGCCAUAUAAUGGGGUUGUUACACCCCGAGUGUAUAAAGUUUGGUGAAAUGAAACUGGCAUCACUAUUUCAUCCUCUUUCGUGCAUAUACAGUAUAUAUAAAGACACGGAUGUUUCUUAGCACCAUCGUUACCACGGCAUUCAAGAAUCUUUCUGUACACACCACCCGAUUCUUGACCGAUCCCCAGCAGUGGGUAUGUGCCACAGCUUUAUGAUGGUUGUUAUCAUCAUCAUUGCCACGCCCCUCCGACGCUGAUCGUAAAGGCGGACGACGUAGCGCGCCCGGCCCAAGACCACAAGGAGACUGCGAGCGCCCGAGCAUGCGAUGACUGCAAGCUUGAGGGCUGUGCCGCAGACGGGGAGAGCACAUGGACCGCACUCGCCGCAGACGAGGAUGAAGCUGGCUGACGCCGCAAAGCGGGCAGAUGCCAUCGGCAGAGCCCAAGCAUGCCUCCGGCCGCAGUCCUCGCUCGAGCUUCGCGGGACGAUCAACUUCUCUGGGCAGAAGCCAGCAGACCUCUUCAUCGCCGAGGUCUCCCAAGGGUCGCGCUCACCGCUCUUUGCCGCUGCCCGGAGCUUCGUCGGGCUCGAGCCCAGCUACCGUCAGACAGCCGCUGUGCCAGCGCCAGUGCUGCGUCCCGAGCGCAACCCGGUGCCAACGACCGCGCGAAGCACCGCGGCAGUUCAACCGACGGCCGGAUGAGGCCAAUCCGUCAGCGGCCAUGGCAAGCGGCGGCGGCCUCUUCAGCGACAGUUCCCUGGUGCGCAGCAGCGCCGGGCCCAGGCUGGCGGCCACGUCGCGGCGGCGCCAGUCCGAACCCAGCCCCAGCAGGCCGCCGCCGCCAGCAGCAGCAUAUCCCCAUCCUCAACCGCGCCAGCAGCCAUCGGCACCUCCACAGCAGGUGCAGCAGGUUCAGGCACCGCGACAAGCACCGCCUCCGCCGCCGACGGCUCAGGCGAUACAGUCUCCGUCACAAAGCCGCUCGGGCACGCUAUUCGCCUUCACCGUCGCCGCUUUCGUACUGCUCUGCAGCGGCGCCAUCAGCGCCUACUACGUGUGGUACAGCCACGGAGAAUUCGCCAGGCAGCGCACGAUGGGAUUCAACAGGUUCGCCGUAGCAGUGCAGAGGCCGCAAGCAGAGACGCCGGCGGAGAUGCAGCCACCGCUGCCAGUCGCACCACCGGCGCCAGUGGGCGAGCAACCGCCGCCGCCGCCGCCGCCGCAGCAGCAGCCAGAGGCAACCACCACGGCUACAACGAAGCGCGAGAUGUAUUUCGGCACGCCGCUUGGUCGUCGUCGCGCGCUCAAGUUGCGCCCCGAAGAUGACACGACGUCGGAGUUGGCGAGCAGGCGGCGCCGCUGUCUGACGCGCUUCUGCCAAGAGCGCAGCGACGCGGUGCUCUCGGCGCUCAACUGGACCAUCGACCCUUGCACGGACUUCGAGGCGUUCACUUGCUCCAGAUGGCAGGCGCCGGCGCCAGCCGAGGCCCUGCUGGCGGAACAAUUGGAGCGCGAGUUAUACCUUUCACUUUCGAGCAAGCUCAAGCCGGAGGUGUGGCGCGUCGAAGGACUGCUCGAGGAGUGCCUGCGCAGUCCUCUGCCGCAGGCGUCUCGGCUACAGCUGCGAGCUCUGUUGCGCGACCUGGGCCUGUACGGUUGGCCCUUUCGCGCCGACGCCCAGAGUCGUGGCGACGUGUGGAAGGCCGCCGCUCUGCUGUUCCGCCACCUGUCCCUGACGCCGCUGCUGGGCGUCACCGUGGCGCCGCACCCGCGAAACGCGUCGCAGCCGCUCGUGACGCUGGACGAGCCAGACAUGCUGCCGGACGCGGCGCACGCGCUGGACGCCGCCUUCAAGCACUACACGCCGGGCCGCUACGUGGAGCUCGCCGAGCGCGUCAGCGACUUUUCCUCGCGGCUGUCGCAGAUCGUGACGGGACGGCGCGCGGCGCGCCUGAGCACGCUGAGGAGCCACGCGUCGUUCGCGCCUUUCUUGGCGCUUGCGCUGGGCGACUUGGUGAGGCUGCAGGAGCGCACACCGUUGCUGGUGCGCUGCGAGCGCUUCGUACGCGCCCUCAAAGCGCUGCUGCACGCGACGCGCAACCGGGACUUGCUCAACUACCUGGGAUACCGGGCGCUCGUCUACGUCUCGCCGUUGCUCACCGAGGAGGCGCGGCCGCUGGCGGCGGCGCGAAUGCUACAGAUCACGGGUCGCCGCCGCUACGGCUGGCCACGCUGGCGCCGCUGCGUCCGUCUCGCCGAGCGCGCCGCGCCCGAGCUGAUGGCGUACGCGCUGGCCCGAGCCGCACAGCUGGACCGGCUGGCCGGGCUGCGGUUCGCUCGAGACCUGGCGGCAGCCGUGAACGAGUCACUGGGAGCCUUCACCUGGCUCGCUGAAGCGGACCGCCGCAACGCGCGAACUUUGCUCGCUGCACUGGACGUACAGGUAUUCUACCCGGCAUGGAUCGGCAACUCGACGCUGCGUGAGGCCUACGACUCGCUCUUCCCCGAGGUGACGCGAGGGAACGUGUUGCAGACCUACCGGGACUUCACGCGCAAAUUGACGGAACGUCGGCUGGCGGCACAGCUUGGCGCCGGUGGCGGCGCCGACGGUCCGUCCGGCAAAAGCGGCGGCAAAAGCGGUGCCGCAUCUGUGCUGGACGCUUCGCUGGGCGCCCCGUGGCCCUGGUCGGCGCUGGACGUGCACGCGGGACUGGACGCGGACGCGCUCAGGGUGUACGUGCCGCCUGCGCUGGUCAACGGCAGCACGCGGGGCGGAGACGCUUGGCUCGCCGCCCAGCUGCCCGCGCAAGGUCCGAGGCUGACGCAGGCGCUCCUGGAGGCUCUUCACGAACGGGCGCACCCGGCGGCGCGCUACCACUGGUCGCUCAAUACCAGCGUCCAGGCUGCCCAGCUGGAGCGGUGCUUGCAGCCCGCCGGCGGCCUGGUGGUGCGGCUGUCGCUGGAGCCCGCGCAGGCGCUCUUCACCCGCUACGUGUCCACAGUGCGCGCGCAGGGCAUCCAGGACGCCGCGUUCCUGGCACCGGGCAACGUCACCUCGGAGCGGCUCUUCUACGUGCUGUUCGCUCUUGGCGGCUGCGGAGACAACGCCGCCAAGGGACGCGUCAACGCGGCGCUGCGCGAGACACCGCAGUUCGCGGCCGCGUGGGACUGCCGGGUGCGCAGUCCCAUGGCGCCCCGGCAGCAGUGCCUUCCGCCACGCGAGACCACUCCGUCCGCGUGAAUAACACCUCCGACGUCGUCGAAGCGCGCGAGCAGACGAAUAGCUCUGGAGACCACCAUAAACUGCGCCUUUAUACUUCAACCCUUCUGGACGAACGCUAUUAUUUCGAAGCAGUUAUCUUCACUGUCGCGAUGCCUGAUCAGCGCAUACAUCCGUCUUCGAACAUAGUCCCAAGUGGCAGCCACGAGUUCGACCAUAUCCACUCGUCCACAAGAUGGAUGCGGUAACCGUCAACAGUGAGCCACACAGUGUACCUCGUAGCGGAUACGGGCUGCGGACUCGUUGCCCGCACACUGUUCGACAUAGUCGCGGCAAGCCACCGCGGACCCUCGCGCGCGUUAUCGCGAAGUGCAAGCCGCUUGAAUGCAGACGAUCGAUCAGUCUCAAGUGAACCUAAGCAAGAAGACACGGGGAACAAUGCAGGCACGCGCGACGACUUCUUUAAGUAAGCGGACAUGCCAUUGAG